Molecule: messenger RNA, 1944 nt
Organism: Protopterus annectens (West African lungfish)
Lineage: Eukaryota; Metazoa; Chordata; Ceratodontiformes; Protopteridae
Product: cytochrome P450 2K1-like
Exons: 9
Coding region: 123-1616 (497 amino acids)
Biological process (GO): xenobiotic metabolic process
Cellular component (GO): cytoplasm; intracellular membrane-bounded organelle
Molecular function (GO): oxidoreductase activity, acting on paired donors, with incorporation or reduction of molecular oxygen, reduced flavin or flavoprotein as one donor, and incorporation of one atom of oxygen; heme binding; iron ion binding
Source: RefSeq, a predicted model, not a curated record
UGUUAGCCUCAUUUCACUGUCUGUCUACAUACACAGUGCAAGUUUUUAAUCAAGUUACUUGCUGCAGCAGAACUGUUUUUUUGUUUUCUUUUAAUAUAAUCACGUGAAUUAAAUCGAUUUUAAUGGCUCUUUGGGUGCUUUUUGCAGACACUGCCACAGUACUUCUGGCUUUUGUACUAACAUUUCUUAUAUUUCUUUACUUUAGCCAUGAGUGGAAAUGCUCAAGGCCUGGUAACUUUCCACCAGGUCCUUUCCCCUUUCCUGUGAUUGGAAAUCUCUAUAUGAUUAAUUUAAAGAGACCAUACAGAACACUGCUUGAGUUAUCCAAGAAGUAUGGGUCAAUAUUCUCCAUUCAAAUGGGACCCAAAACGAUGGUGGUGCUGUCGGGCUAUGAAACAGUGAAGGAUGCCCUUGUAGAUCAUGCUGAUGAAUUUGCUGAAAGGCCAGACAUUCCAAUAUUUAGACUGCUUUCAAAUGGAAAUGGUAUUUUGUUUGGUCAUGGAGAGUCUUGGAAGGAAAUGAGAAGAUUCACACUUACAACACUACGUGAUUUUGGGAUGGGCAAAAGAAGCAUAGAGGAGAAAAUUAUUGAAGAAUGUGGAUUUCUCAUUAAAGAAAUUGAGUCUUAUGAAGGUAAACCCUUUGACAACCUUGUUCAUAUGAAUGCAGCUGUGGCCAAUAUCAUUACAUCAGUAAUUCUGGGGCACAGGCUAGAAUAUGAUGAUCCCAAGUUCCUCAGACUGUUACAUCUAAUUAAUGAAACUGUAAGACUUGUAGGAACUCCGCCUGUUGUGCUCUUCAAUAUGUUUCCUGUCCUACAAAAUUUACUUGGAAAUGUGAAAAAAUCACUGGACAAUUUUAAAGAGCUGAAGUCAUUUCUCAAAACCGUCUUUGUGGAAAAUCUGAACAUUUUGGAUGUCAACCAUCAGAAGAGUUUUAUUGAUGCAUUUCUGAUCAGACAGCAAGAGGAAAAGAAGAAUGCAAAGUCAUACUUUCAUGAUGAAAACCUUAUGGCAACAGUGACCAACUUGUUCACAGCUGGAAUGGAGACUACAUCCACCACUCUCCGCUGGGGAAUACUUUACAUGAUGAAAUACCCUGAAAUUCAAAAAAAAGUACAGGAGGAGAUUGACAGUGUCCUUGGUUCAGCACAUCCCCGAGCGGAACAUCGGAAGCACAUGCCAUUCACUGAUGCUGUAAUCCAUGAAACACAAAGAUUAGCAAAUAUCCUACCAAUGGAUCUACCACACGAGACCACAGCGAAUGUUUAUCUUAGAGGAUAUUUUAUUCCAAAGGGUACGUACAUCAUUCCUUUGUUGUCUUCUGUGUUAACUGACAAAACUCAGUGGGAGAAGCCAGAGGAAUUCAAUCCAUUUCAUUUCCUUGAUUCGAAUGGGAAGUUUGUGAAAAAAGAUGCCUUCAUGCCUUUUUCUGCAGGGCGAAGAAUUUGCGCAGGUGAAACACUGGCAAAGAUGGAACUUUUUCUUUUCUUUACUAGUUUGCUACAGAAAUUUACUUUUCACUGUCCAGCUGUCACCACUGAACUAGAUCUCACUCCUGCCAUAGGGUUUACCUUAGGCCCUAUGCCACAUAAGGUUUGCGCAGUACCACGUUAAACUGUCCCUUCUGGUCACAUCGCAUUUCUUAUGCUAUUUGCAGAAUUAUCUGGCUAGACUGACAGAGAAUCUAUUAAAUGACUCAACUAUUUUUUGACCACAAAAGCACAGAUACACUGAGAUAUUAAAAUUUAAAUGUGUGUUAAAUAUUUUGAUGUCAGAUAUACUCUUUAUAGGAAAUUUGUUUUGAAGAUAGGAGACGUGUUGCUUUGAAGCAUUUUAACCAGUAAUUCAUGUAUAAUAUACAUUUUCUUCAUAUCCAUAAUUUUGGUCUUAAACUUUUAUUCUUUUUAUUUUUCAACUUGCAAAUAAAAUUCAGACAGCCAUG